Lutra lutra (Eurasian river otter) is the source of this 4138-nucleotide messenger RNA. It is a transcript of the gene GLIS2, whose product is annotated as GLIS family zinc finger 2. NCBI's taxonomy places the organism in Eukaryota, Metazoa, Chordata, Mammalia, Carnivora, Mustelidae. The record is from RefSeq and is a predicted model, not a curated record. Bases 615 to 2189 code for a protein of 524 amino acids. Gene Ontology annotation, cellular component: nucleus. Gene Ontology annotation, biological process: regulation of transcription by RNA polymerase II; smoothened signaling pathway. The transcript has 7 exons. Gene Ontology annotation, molecular function: RNA polymerase II cis-regulatory region sequence-specific DNA binding; DNA-binding transcription factor activity, RNA polymerase II-specific.
CGCUCGGCCGCGGCCCAGCGCCCCCUCCCUCCCGGUACCCUCUCCUCGCGGCCCCGCCGCCCUCGCUCCCUCCCCUCCCCCGGCCCAGCGCAGACUCCCGGCCGCCCCCUCCCCCCGACGCGCACGCCCCGCCUGGCAGCUGGCGCCCCGGGCCUGGGGCCGCCGCGGCGAGAGGGGUUUGCUGGGAGGGCGGGCGCGAGGGAACCAGCGGGGGAGGGAGGAGGGAGCACGGCCGCCCCCCGCGCCCCUCCUCCUCCCCCUCCUCCGAGGCUUGCCGGGCCCUCCUCCCGCCGCCUCCCUCCUCCCUCCUCCCUCCCUCUCUAAGACAUCCCCGCACUGCCCGGCCGCCGCGGCCACCUUCCCUGCCGGAGCUGCAGAUGUGGCGGAGCGGCCGGGCGCCGGGCGGCCGUGCCAGGGGAGCCCGCGCCCCGUGAGCCUCGCGCCCCGGCCCCCGCCCGCCCCGGCCCCUCCCCCGCUCGCUCCCCCGCCGCCCCCCGACCGCCGGAGCCCGCAGCCGGGAGCCCGACCGCCCCCGCCGCCGAGGUUCCUGCCUGAAUCCCAGCUUGGGGGCGCCCCACUGUCUGCAGCCACCUCCGACCCAGCACCCCAUCACCAUGCACUCCUUGGACGAGCCGCUCGACCUGAAGCUGAGCAUCACCAAGCUCCGGGCGGCGAGAGAAAAGCGGGACAGGACGCUGAGCGUGGUCCGGCACCGAGCUCUGCACAGGGAGCUCGGCUUGGUGGAUGGCAGCCCCACCCCGGGCUCUCCAGGCUCCCCACCCUCAGGCUUCCUGCUGAACCCCAAGUUCCCCGAGAAGGUAGAGGGACGUUUUUCGGCAGCCCCUCUGGUGGACCUCAGCUUGUCACCGCCGUCCGGGCUAGACUCUCCCAAUGGCAGCAGCUCGCUGUCCCCUGAGCGCCAGGGCAACGGGGACCUGCCUGCAGUGCCUGCUGCCCCGGACUUCCAGCCACUGCGUUAUCUGGAUGGCGUCCCCAGUUCCUUCCAGUUCUUCCUGCCUCUGGGCUCUGGGGGGGCCCUGCACCUGCCUGCUUCCUCCUUCCUUACCGCCCCCAAGGACAAGUGCCUCUCACCAGAACUCCCCCUGCCCAAACAGCUGGUGUGUCGCUGGGCCAAGUGUAACCAGCUCUUCGAGCUCCUCCAAGACCUGGUGGAUCACGUCAACGACCACCACGUCAAGCCCGAGAAGGACGCGGGGUACUGCUGCCACUGGGAGGGCUGUGCCCGCCACGGCCGAGGCUUCAAUGCCAGGUACAAGAUGCUCAUCCACAUCCGCACACACACCAACGAGAAGCCACACCGCUGCCCGACCUGCAGCAAAAGCUUCUCCCGCCUGGAGAAUCUGAAGAUCCACAACCGCUCGCACACAGGUGAGAAGCCCUACGUCUGCCCCUACGAGGGCUGCAACAAGCGCUACUCCAACUCCAGCGACCGCUUCAAGCACACGCGCACCCACUAUGUGGACAAGCCCUACUACUGCAAGAUGCCCGGCUGCCACAAGCGCUACACGGACCCCAGCUCGCUGCGCAAGCACAUCAAGGCCCACGGCCACUUCGUGUCUCCCGAGCAGCAAGAGCUCCUGCAACUGCGCCCGCCCCCGAAACCACCACUGCCCACCCCUGACGGCAGCCCCUACGUCAGCGGAGCCCAGAUCAUCAUCCCCAACCCUGCUGCCCUCUUCGGAGGCCCCGGCCUGCCCGGCCUGCCCCUGCCCCUGGCCCCCGGCCCCCUUGACCUCAGUGCCCUAGCCUGUGGCAAUGGCGGGGGUGGUGGGGGGCCGGGCGGCAUGGGCCCUGGGCUGCCAGGCCCUGUCUUGCCCCUCAAUCUGGCUAAGAACCCGCUGCUGCCCUCACCCUUUGGGGCUGGUGGACUGGGCCUGCCUGUGGUCUCCCUCCUCGCUGGCUCCGCUGGCGGCAAGGCUGAGGGGGAGAAGGGGCGUGGGGCAGUGCCAGCCAGGUCUCUGGGCAUGGAGGGCCGCAAGACGCCCCUGGAGAGGACUGAGAGCAGCCGCUCCCGGCCAAGCCCUGACGGACUCCCCCUGCUGCCAGGCACUGCGCUGGACCUGUCCACAGGCGUCAGCUCGGCAGCCAGCAGCCCGGAGGCACUUGCCCCUGGUUGGGUGGUCAUUCCGCCGGGCUCUGUGCUGCUCAAGCCAGCCGUGGUGAACUGAACCUGCCUGCUGGACGGCUACCCGCAGCCCGGCUAGCAGCUCCCGACCCUGCCCCUGACGAACGGAAACUUUUCUGCGAAAUAGCAAUAAUGUCCUCCUGCCCCCGGGGCCUGGUUGGCUGGGUCCCCCAGGCAGACCCAGCCCCAGACAAGCUGGGCAGCAAGGAUGGUGCUAGAAGGUCAUUGGUGGUGUCCCAGGCUCCGGAACAGGGGCUGGUGCUGCCAGCCAGGGUGAGCCGUGCUCCUGGGUGCUAAGGCCUCGCUCGCCUCUGGCCCUCCCCCUGCCCUGUCCUCCACUUAGCCCUCAGUCUCCCAGGCUACCCUCCCCCACCCCAUGCCUCCCUCAUCCAUUCACCAGCCUGGGUAGGUCAUCCUCCCUCCCUGCCUUGCCUACCUGCCAGCCAUGUCCCCAUCCUGCCUAGCCUCUCUGGGCCCCUGUUUUUGGGGCUUCUUGGACCCCUUUCCCUCUGGCCCACCCUCCAGAGGGAGAGCAAGACAGACGCAGGCAAAGCCACAGGAAGAAGCCACCUUAUCCCUAUGACAAGGCGCCUCCAAACUCAGAGAGGGAGGCCCGCUCUGGCAGCUGCCCCUCACUACUAGCCCGUCCAAAACCAGCCAGCACUACCUGAGGCUCAGCCCCUUCCCUGGGCUGGAUGCUCUCCACAGUGAGGGGACUGCCGACCACUCACCUGCCCCUUCACUGCUGGGCCUUCUCCCUCUACUUUUAGGGAGCCCUGGGAGCGUGGGCAGUGGAGCCCUGAGAGAGGAGGGGAGAUGCCCGGACGCUGGGCCCUCGCUUGGCUCAGGGAACAGGUGGGGCAGGGCUUGGCUUGGGGUAGUGCUGCUCUGCACAAGGGACUAUGGGGGUUUGCAGGGUGUCAGGCGGUGGGAGGCUGGCCAGGGACAACCCCCGGCUGGGACCCAGCUCCUACUCUGGGGGUGUCAAGUCACAGCCAAGCACAUAGUGGGGGUAGGGCUCCGGGCCAGUGCUGGGCACGGGAGCCUCCCAGAGGCCACGGGCUGAACGCCCCGGGCUUGAGGGUGGGGAAGCAAACAAGGACGGCCAAAGGGGCGCCCAGGCCUCUGCCUGGGCAGGGGAAGCUAGAGGAAGGAGCCUGGAUUGAAGACAUGGUUGUGUCUGCUGGUUACUUCCCAGAGCCUCUGUCUUUGAGGUGUCCCCACCCCUGCCCACCACGUCCCCCACGGCACAGGCCAGAAUAAGCUAAGGAUGCUGGUGCUCCAUGUGCCCCACAGCCCACUGCCCGAUCCCACCAGGCCUCGGGGCCCCGGCAGAUGCUUCCCCGCACCCUGAGCCCUCGAUGCUCCCUCUCUGGAGGUGGCCUGGUCCGGCCUGGGAGGCACUGGCCUAGCAGCCACAUGACCAAGCACUCCGUUUCCCCUGCUGUAGAACUGGAGGCUGCGGGCCAGCAGGGGGUGCUCAGCAGCCCUGCGGACUCUACCCUCUCCCAACUGCCCUUCUGUCCUAGAGGGGGUGCCCUAACAGGGCCUGGCAGUGCUGGCUCCGCCCCUUGAAGGGGCUGUGAGCAGAACAGGAGGGAGCUGGUCUCCUUUCCUCAGGCCCCACCCAGGACCCUGGCCUUAAGUCCCCAGUUGGGGGCCAGGGCUCUGAGACUCAAGCCCAGGGAGCAGAGGAACAGGGCACUGGAAGGUGACGUUAGCUCAGCAUGUGACUUGGUGAUAGACCAGGCUCGAAAGGGCUGGUGUACGUGUUGUUGUUGUGGGUUUGCUGCACAUUCCAGGAUAUCAGUAUUUUAACAGGUUCUAAGUGCCUUUCUAUCGUAGCUUACGUUUUUCCUCCUCUUGGCUCCAUUGCUGUUAGCAUAGAGUUUAAAAAAAAAAAAAAAGAGAUAAGCUAAUGACUAUAACAAUAUAUUCCUCCAUGUGAGAGGAAGUUUAUAAAGAAACAAUAAAAGUGAGUUGCAAAGAUGG